GUGGAUUUUUUUAAACCGUUUUGGAGGGAGGGGUGAGCGCGGCGUGGGGGGCGGCGAGAGCGCUCCAGGCUCGGGCGGCGCCUCCUGCUCCCGGCUCGCUCCAGCCUGCGCCGCCGACAUGAAGCUGCUGGGACACAGGUUCGAGCUGCUCACAGGGCUCCUGCUUCACGACGUGACCAUGUCGGGGCUGCAGGAACUGCGAUUCCCCGAGGAGAAGCCGCUGCUGCGGGGCCUGGAAGGCGGCGAGCUGGAGCCCGUGGACACCUUUCUCGUGGCCGAUGACACGGACUGGAAGGAACAUGACAUCGAAACGCCCUAUGGCCUCCUGCACGUGGUGAUCCGGGGGUCCCCCAAGGGGAACCGCCCAGCCAUCCUCACCUACCACGAUGUGGGCCUCAACCACAAGCUGUGCUUCGACACUUUCUUCAACUCCGAGGACAUGCAGGAGAUCACCAAGCACUUCGUGGUGUGCCACGUGGACGCCCCUGGCCAGCAGGUGGGGGCGUCCCAGUUCCCUCAGGGGUACCAGUUCCCGUCCAUGGAGCAGCUGGCCGCCAUGCUCCCCAGCGUGGUUCAGCACUUUGGGUUCAAGUAUGUGAUUGGCAUCGGCGUGGGAGCCGGAGCUUACGUGCUGGCCCAGUUCGCGCUCAUCUUCCCCGACCUAGUGGAGGGGCUGGUGCUGAUCAACAUCGACCCUAACGGCAAGGGCUGGAUCGACUGGGCGGCCACCAAGCUCUCUGGCCUGACCAGUGCACUCCCUGACACAGUGCUCGCCCACCUGUUCAGCCAGGAGGAGCUGGUGAACAACACGGAGCUGGUACAGAGCUGCCGGCAGCAGAUCAGCAACGUGGUGAACCAGGCCAACCUGCAGCUCUUCUGGAACAUGUACAACAGUCGUAGGGACCUGGACAUCAACCGGCCUGGAACGGUGCCCAACGCUAAGACGCUGCGCUGCCCCGUGAUGCUGGUGGUUGGUGAUAACGCGCCUGCAGAGGAUGGAGUGGUGGACUGCAACUCGAAGCUGGACCCCACCACCACGACCUUCCUGAAGAUGGCCGAUUCCGGGGGACUGCCCCAGGUCACCCAGCCCGGCAAGCUGACUGAGGCCUUCAAAUACUUCCUGCAAGGCAUGGGCUACAUUGCGCACUUGAAGGACCGGAGGCUGAGUGGAGGAGCAGUGCCCUCGGCCAGCAUGACCCGGCUGGCACGUUCCCGCACCGCGUCCCUCACCAGCGCCGGCUCGGCAGAGGGCCGCCCGCAGCCCUGCACGCUGUCGGAGAGCAGCGAGGGCCUGGGCCAGGUCAGCCACACCAUGGAGGUGUCGUGCUAAGCCCGGGCCCCCUCCUGGGACACCCACCUGCCCGCCGCACCCACGUCGCCCCCGCCAUCCUUGCGCCCGCUCAUUUUCCCUUUAGUUUAUUUUUGUGAGGGCAAAGGGG
Messenger RNA from Sorex fumeus (smoky shrew), 1439 nucleotides. RefSeq names its product NDRG family member 4 (gene NDRG4). Bases 119 to 1330 code for a protein of 403 amino acids. The transcript has 17 exons. Gene Ontology annotation, cellular component: cytoplasm. The record is from RefSeq and is a predicted model, not a curated record. Lineage: Eukaryota; Metazoa; Chordata; Mammalia; Eulipotyphla; Soricidae. Gene Ontology annotation, biological process: brain development; positive regulation of ERK1 and ERK2 cascade; signal transduction.